AUGUUUGCUGAAAACUGGGAUGGGAAGGUUUUGAGAGGAAGAACUAUCCCAAACGAACCUUUGCCAAUUUCAAUUUAUGAAAAGAAUGUGGAUCUAUUGAAGGAAGCAUUUCUUAAAGGAGAUGCUGCUCAGGGAAAGAAAAAAACUGAUUGUGCUGUGACUGAUCCUUUCCAGUUCCCAUUUGAGUAUAAUCAGAAAGGUGACCAAAUCAUCGGAGAGAUAACGUCUCAGCUUGGCUUUGUAUUUGAUGAGUUGUCUUUCAGUGAGCAUCCUAAAACCAAGUUGGUUUAUGAACUUCUGACUCUCCCGAAGAAAUAUCAGCAUAUACUGUCCUUGGUAUUUGCUGUGAAGGAGAUCAAUGAGAAUGCAAAGAUCCUCCCAAAUGUCACCCUGGGCUUUCAAAUCUAUGACAGCUAUAUAAAUGCAAGGAUGACUCACCAGAACACCUUGAAGCUUCUGUCCACCACAGAAAGGAUUUUCCCCAACUUCAAAUGCGACAAGAGGAAGAAUCUGAUGGCUAUUAUUGGAGGACUUGACUUUGACAUUUCCCUUUACAUGGCUAUUCUCUUAGGCAUCUACAAGAUCCCACAGAUUGCCAGUUGUGUAUUAGCUCCAGUGAUGAGACUUGGACCCCAGUUUCCUUCUUUCUAUCGGAUGGUCCCCAAUGAAGCAUAUCAAUAUAAAGGGAUUGUCUACCUACUUCUGCAUUUCCACUGGAUCUGGGUAGGGAUUGUUGCAUCAGGUGAUGACAAUGGGGAAAAUUUUGUGCAAACUUUGAUGCCAAUGCUUUCACAACAUGGUAUCUGUACAGCCUUCAUUGAAAAAACACCCUCCAUAUCUCAAACCACAGAGAACUUGGGUUCAUUAGGACUAUUCCGGGCCAAGUCAUUUUCUAUGACCAUCUCAAAUAUCAAAGUAUUGGUUGUAUGUGCAGAACCACAGACCACGACGGCUUUAAUAUGGAUGAUAUAUUUCUUUUCAUUAUUAGAAGGUGCCACUGAAACAUCUAUGGGUAAAGUGUGGAUUAUGACUGCCCACUGGGAUUUCUCAUUAGAAACUAUGCACAGGGCUUCCGAUAUCCAAGUCUUUGAUGGUGCCUUGUCUUUUGUAAUAUACUCCAAGGAAGUUCUGGGGUUUACACAAUUUCUGCAGAACCUACAUCCUGAUUCCGACAAAGGAGAUGGUUUUAUCAGAAUCUUCUGGCAACAGGCAUUCAACUGCUUACUACCUGAUUCUAAUGAGCACAGGGAAGAGGCUGUUUCUUGUACUGGACAAGAGAGUCUCAAGAGCCUCCCUGGAACUUUGUUUGAAAUGAGCAUGACAGGCCAAAGUUACAGCAUCUAUAAUGCAGCCCAGGCCAUAGCAUAUACCUUACACAGGUUAAAUCUAUUCAGGAUAAAACAUGGAGCAAUGGUCAAUGGAAGACUAGAUCCUCAAAAUUUGCAACCUUGGCAGCUUAACCUUUUCCUGAAAAGCAUCUCGUUUAACAACAGUGUGGGUGAUACCGUUUCUUUUGAUGAGAAUGGUGAAUUAGCAUCUGGAUACGAUAUUGUAAAUUGGAUGAUUUCCCCAAAUCACUCCUUUUUCAAGGUGAAAGUAGGAAUGAUGGACCCAUGGGCAUCACCAGGCCAAGAAUUUAGAGUGAACGAGAAGGCCAUCACAUGGCACAGUGCAUUUAAUCAGGCGCUGCCCCUUGCCAGGUGUAAUGACCACUGCUAUCCUGGCUACAGCAGAAAAAAGAAAGAGGGAAAGCCAUUUUGUUGCUAUGAUUGUGCUCCAUGUCCAGAAGGGAUGAUUUCAGACAAAAAUGACAUGAUUACUUGCUUCAAGUGCCCAGAAGAUCGCUUUCCAAACAAGGAACAAGAUCAAUGCAUCCCUAGGCUCCUGAAUUUCCUCUCUUUUUCAGAGCCUUUCGGUAUCACUUUAUCUCUCUUGGCUCUGUCUUUUUCUUUGAUCACUGCUUUUGUGCUCAGAGUCUUCACUAAGUAUCAAGACACUCCCAUUGUCAAGGCCAACAAUCGGGACCUCACCUAUGCUCUGCUCAUCUGCCUAUUGUUCUGCUUCCUCUGCUGCUUCCUAUUCCUUGGCUGGCCUCACACAGUGACCUGCUAUUUAAGACAAACAGUUUUUGGAGUCAUCUUCACCGUGGCUCUUUCAAGCAUAUUGGCAAAAACUAUCACUGUGGUUUUAGCAUUUGCAGUCACCAAACCAGGAACCAAGAUGUUGAAAUGGGUUGGGAAACAAAUUUCCCACUUCAUUCUCUUUGGUUGCUCCUUUGUUCAAGUCUGUAUUUGUACUGUAUGGCUAAGUACUGCUCCUCCCUUCCCAAAUUUUGAUAUGCACUGCCUGGCAGAAGAAAUAAUAGCAGAAUGCAAUGAAGGUUCAGUUUUUAUGUUCUACUGUGUUUUGGGGUACUUGGGAUUUCUGGCCAUGGUCAGCUUCACUGUGGCAUUUCUGGCCAGGAAGUUGCCAGACAGCUUCAAUGAGGCCAAGUUCAUCACUUUCAGCAUGUUGGUGUUUUGUAGCGUUUGGUUGUCCUUUGUGCCCUCUUACCUGAGCACAAAGGGGAAAUACAUGGUGGCUGUGGAGAUCUUCUGUAUCUUGGCCUCCAGUGCUGGGUUGCUGGGUUGCAUAUUUGCCCCUAAAUGCUACAUAAUUAUUCUGAGGCCUAAUCUGAACACAAAGGACCAGUUAACUUGGAGAAAAUAUUAA
Messenger RNA from Podarcis raffonei (Aeolian wall lizard), 2712 nucleotides. RefSeq names its product vomeronasal type-2 receptor 26-like. The coding region runs from base 1 to 2712 and encodes 903 amino acids. Lineage: Eukaryota; Metazoa; Chordata; Lepidosauria; Squamata; Lacertidae. Gene Ontology annotation, molecular function: G protein-coupled receptor activity. Gene Ontology annotation, biological process: G protein-coupled receptor signaling pathway. Gene Ontology annotation, cellular component: membrane. The transcript is spliced from 7 exons. The record is from RefSeq and is a predicted model, not a curated record.